This is a messenger RNA of Drosophila arizonae, 4471 nucleotides long. RefSeq lists its product as uncharacterized. The record is from RefSeq and is a predicted model, not a curated record. Lineage: Eukaryota; Metazoa; Arthropoda; Insecta; Diptera; Drosophilidae.
GUGUUGAUCUCUUUGAUCUCGCCAUCUCGUUCAUUUACAGCCCAGCAGAAUGGGUAGCUCAAGCCGAUUGAGAAUUCAGCUCUUGAUGCUGCUGAUGGGCGCAAUUACCGUUAGCGCUUUGCCGACUAUAAAGCAGCAGGGACAGCUGGGCGGGGCCAACUAUGUGCAGCAGCUGGACAAGAGCUUCUUUCAGCCACGUGAGGUGGAGCAAACCAUAGACGAAGUGCAGAAAAUAUUGGCCAAUGAUCCGGCGUUGCCCAGGCUAACACGCGGUGAAAUCGAAGAACUGUACGAGAAGGUCACUCGCGAGGAGUACGAGAAGAGCAUCGAGGCGGGCGACAUGAGCCGAGCGGACAGCAUGCGCGCCCUGAUGCUGGUGCUGCCCUACAACACGGACAACAACACCGAGGAGAACCUGCAGGAGCUGUACACCCGGCCACCGGUGACGCGCGUCAUUGACGCCUACACGCCGCCGAAUCCAAUUAAGUUCAUCACGCCCGAUCCUAACGCAAUGCCGCGCAGCACUGUGCCCGGCGGCAAUCCGGCCGUGGCGGCCACCACCUACAAGCCCCUCUACAGCAGCCUGCAGAAGCAGCUGGUGCCGGCGCCCACGGCGACCACCUAUCAUCCGCCAGCGCCGGCGCCGGUCAUGUACCAGCUGACGCCGUCGCUGGGCAAGCCCAGCAUGGACUUCCAGCCGGUGACGCACGGAGCACAGACCUACGACUAUGCCCGACCACAGGCCACGGCGGCGCCGCCCCGUGCUGCCGCCCAGACGGGUCAGCGCUUCAGCUCGCACUACAGCGCCAAGAAUGCGCAGUUCCUACGCAAGCCGGCAAGGCCGCAGGCUCAGGGUCAGGCUCAGAGGCCGGGACAGGGACAGGGACAGGGUCAGGGCAUCAGUCACAGCAGCGCCGUGAAGCCAGUGGCGGACAUACUCGAAAGUCUGGGCAUUGUGGGCGGCGCUGGCGCUGGUGCUGGUGCCCAGGGCUCGCACAAGCGUUUCGCCAUUGACGACUAUUAUCCGGCGGAGAGUGCACCGCAGCCUGUCGUGGCCGUGGCGGACUUGCGUGGGCUGCAGGGCGCCCGCAUACGGCCCGAUGCCUACUCCAACUUCAAGCCACUCAACAUUGGCGAGGAGCUGCGCGUCAAGCCCGAGGUGGAGGGCUACCUGACACGGUUUGGCAUUGUGAAGAAGUCGCCCAAGGCGCUGAAGAAAUCUCAAGCGGGUGCCACAGGCACAGCCAACGCCACGGAGGAGCCAGCGGGCGCCCACACAGAGCUGUCGACGGCAACGGCCAAGGUUCCACCGCAGAGCAAUGCAGAGCUGGCCAAGCUACUGGAAAAUCUGCAGGAGCUGGAGCGCUUGCAGACGAAGGGUGCACGGAAGGCAGCCAGCAGCAGUCCGGCUAGCACCACAGCGGCGACGACGACAACGAGAACCACCAGCACCACAACAACCACAACCGCCGCACCGCCCACAUCGGUGCCGACGGCACAGCUAAUCACCCACGGCGCACCGCUGCUCAUCGAGCCGAAGAAGCCGCGUCGCCGCAUCGAUCCCAACAUUGACAUCAACUUUGCGAACUCGGGCAACCAGCAGAAGACGGCCAGCGCCACGGAUGAGCUGUCCAAGCUGCUCCAGAAUCUGCAGGAAUUGGAGAAGCUGAAGAUUAAUCCAGAGAAUGUGCUGAAGGCGACGAGCUCUGGCACUCAGGCGCUCAGCAAUCGCUUCAGCGUCAGCAGCAGCACCACCACUACCACCACCACCACCAAGCCAACCACCAGCAGCACAGCGGCCAGCAACGAUGCACGCGAGUUGCAGCUCAUUCUGCGCCAGCUGCAGCAGCUGGAACAGUCGAAUGCCGUGCGCAAAGCCACAGCCACAACCACAACCACCAGCACCACAGUGCGUCCGAGGUCGUCGCUGGGCCUCGGCUUGAACUUCGAUGCGGCUCAGACGAAUGCGCUCGGCGCGGCAGAUCUGCUCCAGCUGCAGCGCUUGCUCAGCGACGACAGAGAGCUGGAGCGGCUCUAUGAGCAGGCGCGCAACAACAAGAAGGCUGCCAAGAUUGGCACCACAAAGGCCACCACGACGCCCACAACGACGACGACGACGACGACGACGACAACUACGCCGCGUCCCACCAAGGCGGCCGCUGCCGUGGACCACGCCCAGUUCGAGGCGUUGAUAACGCGCGUGCAGCAGCUGGAGCAGCUGCAGCAGCCGCAGCCAACCCCGCCGGGCUUCAGCACACGCAACGUGGCUGGCCACGGCUUGGCUGGGAGCCUGAGCCUGCCCAGCAACGACUACGCGCAACUGCAGCAGCUGGCGGGCACCGCACAGCUGGCCUACGACCGGGAUCUGGGCCAGGUGGAGAUCUCGACGGCGGCCUCGACGGGCAAGCAGCGACAGCGGCCGCUGAGCAGCUUCGAGCGCAGCAAUGGGCUGCUGCAGGAUGUGCAGCCGCAGGACUACGUGCAGCUGCAGAAGCUGCUCAGCAAGGUGCAGGAGCUGGAGCGCGUGCAGCUGCAGGAGGCGCGCCCGACCACCGGCCAUCAGCUGGUCACAGCCGCCUCCGUGCGCACCCAGAACGUGAAGAGCCUGAACGGUGCACAGAUUGUGUACGCGCAGCCGGCGGCGAUGCCCGAUCCCGAUCCCGAGCUGAAUCUCAAGCUGGAGCUGCCCGUGUACAAGCAGCCGGGCGUAGCUCCGGUGCACACAACUCCAAUGCCAAAUGCUGCACAGGCGGAGCUCAGCUCCAGCGAGGAGCUGCGUGAGUUUGCCAUGUCCCAGCCGGCCCAUCCGCAAAUGAACCAGAACCAGAACAAGAAUCUGAAUCGGGAUCAGGACUUCAGGCAGUUCCAGCAGUUCUUCAGCAGCCUGGAAGACAAUGGCGAGCGUCAGAGCUAUCAGAAUAUGCAGCCCAUCUACAAGACGGUGACGCCGGCUCCGGUGACCCAAGCCGCAGCACCACCCGCACCAACCGCUGCACCGCCAACGACCAAGCCGACGCCAAAGCAAGCCGACUUGGCGGAGCUACAGAAAUUGCUCUACAAUACGCAGCAGCUGCAGAAGCUGGGCGUGGCACUGCCCAACGAGCUAUCCCAGCAGCUGGAGAGUCAGUUCCAGCCUAGCACCACCCCUAGCAGCACAACCACCAGCACCAGCACCAGCACCACAACAUCCACAUCCACCACAACCACGCCCUCACCGCCCGCAUCGCCAACGCCCACGCACGACUCCUCCUCGCCGGCGGUGUUCUCGCUGACCACCAGCAAGCCGGCGUCGCCACGCCCACCGCGGCCCCAUCCCACCACCGAGAGCAGCGUGGAGCUGCCCGUGUUCAGCGCAACGAAGAUUAUCGAGGCGGCCAUCAAGCGGGCGGCCAAUCGCAUUGGCGUCUCCACGGAGCAGCCAAUGGGCCUGGCUGCGGGCGCUUCCGGCUUCCGGCGACGCAGCGAUGAUGACAUGGACGUGGCCGCCGAGGAUGACCAGGCUGGCGUGCUCGAUGGCGACCUGAUGGCCGAGUUCAGCGAGCUCAACUAUCAGCUGGCCAAGCCAGAGUCGCAGCCGGAGGCCCGCGAGCAAGUGGCGCUGGGCGACAAUCUGGGCGAGCUGCAGCGGCUCAUCAGCAACCUGCAGCAGCUGCAGCAGCUCAACGUGAGCCUGGGCCAGCCGAAGCCGGCUGCGUCGCUGGCCAGUCAGGCGCAGUCGCAGGCGGACGCCAACUACCUGCAGUCGCUGCCACCGGGCAUCGAUACCUUCAAGCCGCGCAGACAGAGCGAGGACAACAGCACCACCACCACAGCGAGCACCACCAGCUCAACUCUGGCCGAUUCGGAUGAUUCGGAUGCUUCGGUGACAACACAAUCGCCCACUCGCAUUAGCCUGGACCUGGGUCUGGGUCUGGGCCAAGGAGAUGAGGACACCGCCACGCAGUCGAGCAGCGAUGGAGAUAUUAACACAAGCAGCACCACCGARUCAAGCAGCUCCUCGACCACGGAGGAGUCACGCAACGGCUCGCUGGACGAUCUGGCCAAUUCGUUUGGGCCCGACCCCGUUUCCGAGGAGCCGCCACCGCCCAAGAAGAAGAAUGGCUUCUAUUUUCUAGCCGAUUGGAAUUCGUUCCUUGAGGUCGGCGAUGGCGAUGAUCAGGUGGUAGUGCGUCUCAGUCCCAAAAUUGGCGAUCCCCGUGACUUCCUGGCGUUCUAGGGAGCUCUGGGGCGGUGCCAAUCAGCUGGCAGUGUAUAUAGUUCUUAACUGUACCGUUAACCAUUAACAUAAAMCCUAUCUCUAUCGUAAUUAUGUGUGUGCGCGUUGUAUUUAUUUUAGUCACUGGAUUUUUCAUUAUUAUUAUUUUAUUUUUUUUUAUCCUCCGCCGCCUAAGGACCUCGUCGCGGGUCGUAGUCAUAAGUUGGGGCCUAAGCCUAAGUUCUAAGAGUCAAUAACAAAUGGAAAAGAAGAAGA